CCUCCCCCAUGCAAAUUUCAUGAUUGGUUUCCGUGAUGUCAUUUUGUAAAGGGGCAGACAAUAGCUGUGGGGAAAGAAAAUGAGUUUCGGGGUGAGCUGCUGAGCCAGAGGUGGACCUGUGGAGAGAAGAUCAGCAGCUGCGAGGGAGCCGCCAGCCUGCACGGCACACGCAUCAAGAUGAGUUUAGAAAAUGAUGAUAAGAGAGCACGCACGCGAUCCAAGUCUGUCCGAGUGCCCACGGAGCUCAUCGGCCAGGAGGUGAGCUGUCCAACCCCAGGCUGCAAUGGCUCAGGACAUAUCCGUGGGAAGUAUGCGAGACACAGAAGUUUACAAAGCUGCCCUCUAGCCAAGAAGAGGAAACUUCAGGAUGCUGAGGCUGAACAUCUGGUGUCCAAGAGGAAAUCCCACCCGCUCAAGCUGGCCUUGGAUGAAGGCUACAAUGUCGACAGCGACGGCAGCGAGGAGGCCGAAGCCAAGGAGGAGUCUGGCUCCGAUGAGUCUGAGGGGAUGCUGGAGGAGGACGAGGCAGAGGCCAUGGAGCAGGAGGAGAACCACAGCCCCGAGGCAGCAGAAGAGAGAAGCCCAGCAAAAUCAACCCACUACGGACAAAACACAGCAACAAGUACAUCUGGGCCCAGCAAGGCCAACUACAGCAGCUACCAAGAAAUAAUCGCCAACUCCCUCCUAAACUUAGGCCAAAUAGCAGAGGAAACCCUCGCCAUCGAAGGGCAGCUGCCUGAAGCGGAGCUGCAGGGCCCCAAGCCAGCAUCCAACGUUGUGCAUUUGGUCCAUGAGGAUGCAGGAGAGGAGUUGGUGGAGGAGGAGUGCGACAAGGAGAUCAUCAUCCAGACGGAGGACGCUGAGGAGGUCAUCGAGGUCACCAGCGAGCGCAGCAGCGAGUUGUGUCCGGAGCCACGCGACGACACGAACAGAGAGGAGUCCUGCAAACUGGAAAAGGCUGAAGCAGAAGAAGAGGAUGAGGAGGAUGAUGAUGAGGAGGAUGACGAGGAGGAGGAAGAGGAGGAAGAGGAUGAUGAGGAGGAGGAGGAAGAGGAAGAAGAGGAGGAGGAAGAGGAGGAGGAGAUGGCUCCUGAAGUGAUCUGCGAGGAAGCUCCUCACACUUCUCAGGACCCCCAGAAAAGCCACUGUGAAGGGCAGUUCAGCCCCAAGCCCGAGUACUCGGUCAUCGUGGAGGUGCGCUCGGAUGACGACAAGGACGACGACGCCCGCUCCCAGAAAUCAGCCGUGACCGAUGAGUCGGAGAUGUACGACAUGAUGACCAGGGGCAACCUGGGGCUGCUGGAACAAGCCAUUGCCCUGAAAGCCGAGCAGGUGAAAAUCGUGCGGGAGCCCAGCCGGCUGCCAGGAGAGCACGUGAAGCACUUCCAGGUGGAGGACAAACAGAACAAACCUCUGGACAGCAUCCGGAAAAGCUACUACGGCAAAGAUCCUUCAAGACCUGAGAAGAGAGAAAUCAAAUGUCCAACCCCUGGCUGCGAUGGGACUGGACACGUCACGGGACUUUACCCGCACCACCGCAGCCUCUCUGGCUGUCCGCACAAAGACAGGAUCCCCCCUGAGAUCCUGGCGAUGCACGAGAACGUGUUGAAAUGCCCCACGCCCGGGUGCACAGGACAGGGUCACGUCAACAGCAACCGCAACACGCACAGGAGUUUAUCUGGGUGCCCCAUUGCUGCUGCUGAGAAAUUAGCCAAAUCACAUGAAAAGCAACAAACCCAGUCUGGUGAUCCUGCGAAGACCAGCUCCAAUUCUGACCGGAUACUCAGGCCUAUGUGCUUUGUGAAGCAACUGGAGAUCCCUCAGUAUGGAAGCUACAGGCCCAACAUGGUCCCAGCAACGCCCCGGGCCAACUUGGCCAAGGAGCUGGAGAAGUACUCCAAGGUCACCUUCGAUUAUGCAAGUUUUGAUGCUCAGGUUUUUGGCAAACGCAUGCUUGCCCCAAAGAUUCAGACUAGCGAAACCUCACCUAAAGCCUUUAAAUCCAAACCUUUUCCAAAGGCCUCUUCCCCCAGCCACAGCCCCUCCAGCAGUUACGUGAAGAGCACUUCAUCUUCCUCCACAGGCUUCGACUACUCCCACGACGCUGAGGCUGCGCACAUGGCGGCCACCGCCAUCCUCAACCUCUCCACCCGCUGCUGGGAGAUGCCUGAGAAUCUCAGCACCAAGCAGCAAGAGGCCCCUGGCAAGUCCAUGGACAUUGAGGUGGAUGAAAAUGGGACUCUGGACUUGAGUAUGAACAAGCACCGCAAGCGGGAGAGCACCUUCCCCAGCAGCAGCAGCUGCAGCAGUAGUCCCAGCAUGAAGUCCCCAGAUGUGUCCCAGCGCCAAAACAGCACCAGUGCCACGAGCAGCACCAUGACCUCCCCCCAGUCCAGCCAGGCCUCCCGCCAGGACGAAUGGGAUGGGCCCAUUGACUACACGAAACCAAACCGCCAGCGGGAGGAGGAGCCAGAGGAGUCAGAGCCUGCUGCUCACUCUUUUGCCUCCUCGGAAGCUGAUGAGCAAGAAGUGUCAGAGGAGAACUUUGAAGAGAGAAAAUACCCAGGUGAAGUUACUUUAACCAACUUCAAGCUGAAAUUCCUCUCCAAGGACAUCAAGAAAGAGCUGCUCACUUGCCCAACCCCAGGCUGUGAUGGCAGUGGACACAUAACGGGGAACUAUGCCUCUCACCGCAGCCUUUCUGGUUGUCCUCUUGCUGACAAGAGCCUCAGAAACCUCAUGGCUGCCCACUCUGCUGACCUCAAGUGCCCUACUCCUGGUUGUGAUGGCUCUGGUCACAUAACAGGAAAUUAUGCAUCACAUAGAAGUCUGUCAGGCUGCCCUCGUGCCAAGAAAAGUGGGAUCAAGAUCACCCCGACAAAGGAUGAUAAAGAAGACCCAGAGCUGAUGAAGUGUCCCGUUCCGGGCUGUGUCGGGCUGGGACACAUCAGUGGCAAGUACGCGUCCCACCGGAGCGCCUCCGGCUGCCCCCUGGCCGCCCGCAGGCAGAAGGAGGGAUCGCUCAACGGCUCCUCCUUCUCCUGGAAGUCCUUGAAGAAUGAAGGUCCCACCUGUCCCACCCCAGGCUGUGACGGUUCUGGCCACGCCAACGGGAGCUUCCUCACUCACAGAAGUUUGUCAGGGUGUCCAAGAGCUACUUUUGCUGGGAAGAAAGGAAAACUCUCAGGGGAUGAAAUUCUCAAUACAAAGUUCAAGACCAGCGAUGUUCUGGAGAAUGAUGAGGAGAUCAAGCAGCUGAACAAGGAGAUCAGUGAGCUGAACGAGUCCAACUCAGAGAUGGAAGCAGCCAUGGUGAAACUCCAGUCCCAGAUCUCCACCAUGGAGAAGAACCUGAAGAACAUUGAGGAGGAAAACAAAAUCAUAGAGGAGCAAAACGAAGCCCUGUUCCUGGAGCUCUCAGGGUUGAGCCAGGCUCUUAUCCAAAGUCUUGCCAACAUCCGCCUUCCGCACAUGGAUCCAAUUAGUGAGCAGAACUUUGAUGCCUAUGUGAACACACUGACAGACAUGUACACCAACCAGGAGUGCUACCAGAACCCGGAGAACAAGGACCUGCUGGAGAGCAUCAAGCAAGCUGUCAAGGGCAUCCAGGUGUAGCGCUGCGGGAUGGAGAGCAGCAAGUAAACAGACUGUAAGAUGGAACUUCCCCUCCAAGUAUUCAGGUUUACAAGUUAGAAAACUUGUUUAAUGAAUGAAAAAAAAGAAAAAAAAAAAAAAAGGACCAAAAUGUAACCAAGACGCCAUUUCUGAGACAUGGAACUGAUCAAACUCAAUGUUCUCGUUUACUUAACUUUGGACCUUCUUGAGAAAAGUGGGAUUUUUUUCCACCUUGACUACGAGGUAGAUCAGGAUGGAAGGUUAAAUUCUCCAGUUGGCUGUGGGGCUUGGUAGCAGGUGAAGAGCAGGCAUCUUCCAUGAGUUGCUUGUUCUUGCAGAAUAGAUCCAAGGGUUAAAAUGUUACAAGAACAGGGUCUUGUCUGAUCCAAGACUAGUGUAUGACUGGCUUAAACCCUCAUGUUGUCUAUGGUCGUAUGUCCAGAUCACCUACUCACACAUGAGUUAUGUUCUAUGUUGCUACAAGUGCUGGAGCUGCAAGCUACCUGUAAAUCUGAACCUGUGCUGGGCCUCCCAACCCCGAAGUGUUCAGAUAUCCACUGGGCAUGGGAACUCUGAAGUAUUAUAAAGUAGCUUAUUUUUAUUUUCUGAAAGAAAUCUGAAGAGCAGUUCUGGAUCUCCAGUGGAAAGCGCAAUGGAAAAAAGGUUCUCAGGGAAGCUUUUGGAGUUUGCAACUACAGUAUUCCUUUGUCUGUCUUAAAUAUAAGAGUAGCUAUUAUGAAUAGGCCAAUUCCAGAUAUUUCAAACAGAAGAAUUUCUUUAAUGUGUCAUGGUCCGGUGUAUAUGAUUUUUUGGAAAUCUGUUUGAUGACAGUUCUGGUUCUUUUCAUUAUUGUGAUCAUCCCUACAGUGGCGCAGUACUGCCAGUCCAGAGAUCAUACAUCAAUGCCAGAGAACGGUUGAGAUUGUGAUGAACAAAACAAAACAAAUCCAAUCCAAAAGAAGCAAAAACCAACAAAAAGAGAGAUGUUAAUUGAUGGCCAGAAAAGUGCUUAUGUACUGUGAACCAGGAGUUGAUUCCUUACACGUACCCACAGGGCAAUGAAGAUGGUUUGGUUUGGUGUUCUAGGAUUUGUGCGAAAUCACAGCGAGAGCGCCAUUCUGCAACAAAGAAAAAGGGGAAAAAAGGAAAAGUAAAAGAGGAUUCAGGUAUUGGGAAUUCUUCCAAAGAAGCAGUUGUAAGCAGCUGGGUACACGCAGCCCUCCGUGCACUUAGAGAACAACUCUGUGAAUAUCUUUGGGGCACUGCUCUGCAGCACUGCUCCAUGGCCAGGGCCAGCUGUCACCCCACGGGGCUGCUCCCCACCUUCGCUCCCACCUGGAGCUCACUUCCUUCUCCAAACACUUCAGUGGGGCAGAACCCCCUGAGGGGCCCCAGCCUGGGGCGUCCCAUAUCCCACAUCCCAUAUCCUGCAUCACUCCCAGCCGUGGGACAGGCGGAGCUGGGGAGGAUCGUGUUGACCCCAACAAAAGGCAAGAGUGUGGUGUUGUUUCGAGCCAAAUCCUGCAGAUAUUUAGGGUAUAAUUCCCGAUUUGGGGAAGUCAGUGGAAAGUCCCAGUGGCUACCAUGACCACUGGAUGUGGCCUGGAAGCCCAUGAGUGGCUUGGUUGGAGUUGUUCCCUGUGUUGAGUUCCAUAGGGCAGUUGGCCUGGGUAGGCUUGCUCCCAUACUUAAGUGUUUGCAGGAUCAGACUCCAUGAGUUCACUUAUUUUAGAACCCAU
This is a messenger RNA of Melospiza georgiana, 5354 nucleotides long. RefSeq names its product myelin transcription factor 1 (gene MYT1). Bases 178 to 3615 code for a protein of 1145 amino acids. Gene Ontology annotation, molecular function: zinc ion binding; RNA polymerase II cis-regulatory region sequence-specific DNA binding; DNA-binding transcription factor activity, RNA polymerase II-specific. Gene Ontology annotation, cellular component: nucleus. The transcript has 23 exons. NCBI's taxonomy places the organism in Eukaryota, Metazoa, Chordata, Aves, Passeriformes, Passerellidae. Gene Ontology annotation, biological process: regulation of transcription by RNA polymerase II. The record is from RefSeq and is a predicted model, not a curated record.